AGAUGAACAAGAAGAAAUGACAAAAGAAGAAGAAGAAGAAGAAGAGGAAGAGGAAGAAGAAGAUCUGGAAGAAUUGCCGUGGUGGAAGACAUCCAUCGUGUAUCAGGUUUAUCCAAGAUCAUUCAUGGACUCGACAGGAUCCGGCGUCGGAGACCUUAUAGGCAUAGCGUCGAAGGCAGACUAUCUACGCGAUCUGGGCGUGGGUGCCGUGUGGCUUAGCCCUGUCUUCACCUCGCCCAUGGCUGACUUCGGCUAUGACGUCUCAAACUUCACUGACAUCGACCCUGUCUUCGGCGAUCUCCAGGACUUCGAUUUCCUGCUGGAGGAGAUGCACCGAAGAGACCUAAAGGUAAUCCUGGACUUCGUGCCCAACCACACCAGCGACCAGCACGAGUGGUUCCUGAAGUCCGUCCGGCGGGAGGAUCCGUUCACUCACUACUACGUGUGGGAGGAUGCUGCGGGGUACAACGCCUCGGGCCAUCCCUUCCCGCCGAGCAACUGGCUGAGCGUCUUCCGCGGGUCCGCCUGGGAGUGGGUGGAGGAGAGGGAGCAGUUUUACCUCCACCAGUUCUUGGCCGAGCAGCCCGAUCUCAACUUCCGCAACCCAGCUGUUAGGGAGGAGAUAAAGGACGCGAUGCGCUUCUGGCUGGACAGGGGCGUCGACGGGUUCCGGGUGGACGCCCUCAAGUUCUUGUUCGAGGCGAGGAACGCGUUCGAGGACGAGCCGAGGGCCCAGGACUCCGACGUCGAGGACCCUCUGCAGUACGAGUUCCUGGAGCACACUCUCACCGUGGACCGUCCGGAGACCCUCGAGGCGCUGGCCGAGUGGAGGGAGCUGGUGGGCGAAUACGAGGACAGAUUCCUGAUGGUCGAGGUCUAUGCCGACGUCAACGAGACGAUGAAGUACUAUGGCAACGAGAGUCAUCCCUUGGCAGACUUCCCUUUCAACUUCCUACUCAUUGACAGCUUCCAGAGUCGUGACAACUUGACAGGAGAGAGUGUCAUGGCUGUCAUUGACGAUUGGAUGACCAAUAUGCCGGAGGGAAAGUGGCCUAAUUGGGUGAUCGGUAACCAUGACAACAGCCGGGUCGCCUCUCGUCUGGGCAGCGACCUUGUGGAUGCUCUAAACAUGCUGAUUUUGCUCUUGCCCGGAACACCUGUCACUUAUUACGGAGAAGAGAUCGGCAUGGAGGACACCUUCGUCUCGUGGGAAGACACUCAGGAUCCCCGUGGACUCAACUUCGGGCCUGAGAGAUACCUGGAGUUUUCGAGAGAUCCCGCCAGGAGUCCUAUGCAGUGGGGUGACGAGCCUAAUGCAGGUUUCUCGACCGCCAACGCCACCUGGCUGCCGGCGAACGCAAACUUAACGUCACUGAACGUCGCGACGCAAGACGAAGCCGAAGCCAGUCAUCUGGGCGUCUAUCGCCAACUGUCCGAACUCCGCCGCGAGGUCACCUUCGUCAGGGGUGACCUCGCCUUCCCUCUGGUCACCGAGGAGGUCAUCGCUAUUUUGAGGAGUUACAAACGCGCCCCGAGUUACCUGUUAGUGAUUAACACGUCGGAAUAUGAUGUUACCGUCGACCUCCAGCAGGGCACGACCCUUCCCGAGGUAGGGACGGUCGUGCUGCGCUCCGUCACAGACACUUCCGAUGCCACCAUGCUAGGAUCCAAAGUUCAGCUGAACAACGUAACCCUGGUCGGAGGCGAGGGCAUUGUCUUCAAGUUCCCCCAAGUAUAG
Messenger RNA from Penaeus chinensis, 1738 nucleotides. RefSeq names its product maltase A3-like. Lineage: Eukaryota; Metazoa; Arthropoda; Malacostraca; Decapoda; Penaeidae. The record is from RefSeq and is a predicted model, not a curated record. Gene Ontology annotation, biological process: carbohydrate metabolic process. The transcript has 11 exons. The coding region runs from base 17 to 1738 and encodes 573 amino acids.